GAACUGAGAACUGGAAAUCUUGCUACAGUUCGCACCUUCUUCCCCAAUGGCUCUCACUCUCUCUCCUCGGACUCCUCCCACAACCAUGUACGUACAGUCAACACACCAGCACCACGCGGCGUUUCCAAAUAGGAACACCACCAAUUCUAACAAUCGUAACUUUCUUCCCCCAAUUCAUCUCCACCGUUCAACUCCGCCGUCCGCCUCCAACCCCUGCCGCUGCCGGGCUGUUAGUCCCGGCCGCCAGCCGCCGCCAGAAUCUGAACCACCCAACGGAAAGGAUCCUUCCCCCUCCGAAGGCCUCACGGCAACUUUUGCUAGGUUGCAAGACACCGUACAGAUCUUCUUUGCAGUUCUUUUUUGGAUGUCUCUGUUCUUCUGGUCUUCAGUAUGGGAUGGAAGGAAUAACAAUGGGCCGGGCAAGGGAUCUCGAUUUCGAAGAUGAGUUAGUAAGAACUUAUAGUUUCCUACUUUUUUAUAAAGAGUUAGGGGGACAGUGUGAUAGUAUAUGUACAUGAGCAAAAGUUUAUAUAGUUCGGUAAAUUUGGGAUAUGCACUUGCCUUUAUUAACUCUUACUUGUUCAAAUAUUCUGGACCCAUUUGAUAAUGUAGAUUGCCUAUAAGUAGCAUAAAUCAAGUAAAUCAUUCAGAUUA
Messenger RNA from Rhododendron vialii, 654 nucleotides. RefSeq lists its product as uncharacterized. The record is from RefSeq and is a predicted model, not a curated record. The transcript has 2 exons. Lineage: Eukaryota; Viridiplantae; Streptophyta; Magnoliopsida; Ericales; Ericaceae. Bases 47 to 445 code for a protein of 132 amino acids.